Messenger RNA from Verticillium dahliae VdLs.17, 2208 nucleotides. Its product is annotated as transcription factor tfiiib complex subunit brf1. Lineage: Eukaryota; Fungi; Ascomycota; Sordariomycetes; Glomerellales; Plectosphaerellaceae. Gene Ontology annotation, molecular function: RNA polymerase III general transcription initiation factor activity; TBP-class protein binding; RNA polymerase III type 3 promoter sequence-specific DNA binding. The coding region runs from base 1 to 2208 and encodes 735 amino acids. Gene Ontology annotation, biological process: DNA-templated transcription initiation; transcription by RNA polymerase III; transcription preinitiation complex assembly. The record is from RefSeq and is a predicted model, not a curated record. The transcript has a single exon. Gene Ontology annotation, cellular component: nucleus; transcription factor TFIIIB complex; transcription preinitiation complex.
AUGGCUCCUCCCGUCAGGAAACCUACCAAACCGUUCCAGCGGCCCCGUGGCCUUGCUGAGACGAUGGCUCGCGUGCAGCGCGACGAGGCGGCCCGACUCAAGGCAGCCAAGGAUGCCGCCGCCGCCGCCGCAGCGAACAAACGCGCGUCGGCCAUGGUGUCCUCGAGCGGGCCCAAGUGUCCCAACAAGCACUGCACGAACCCCAAGGUCGUCGACGGCAUCUGUCACGGGUGUGGCCGCAUCGCGGAGGAGAGCAACAUUGUCGCCGAGGUCCAGUUCGGCGAGACGUCCUCCGGUGCUGCCAUGGUGCAGGGUAGCUACAUCUCGGCCGACCAGGGCGGUGCGCGGACGUUUGGCCCCGGAGGACGCGGUGCCGGCUCGAGCCAGCGCGACAAGACCAUCAUUGACGCCAAGAACCUCAUCCACGGCUACGUCUGGCGUCUUGCUGGCAAUCCCCGCCCGCACAUUGUCGACAAGGCCGUCGCCACGUUCAAGCUCGCCAUGGGCCAGGGCUUCACCCAGGGCCGCACCCUUCAGAUGGUCUGCGCCGCCUGCAUCUACUACGCCUUUCGGUCGCAGGAGCGGGUCGAGGGCAACGAGCGCGAGACGCAAUUUGUCAUGAUGCUCGAUCUCGCCGACCUGACGCGGCUCAACGUCUUUCGUCUCGGCCGCUGCUUCAAGGCGCUCGUCAACAAGGUGCCCAUUGGCAGUCUCGCCUGCACCAUUUUUCCCGAAGACAUCAUCCACCGGCUGGCGACCAAGCUCGACUUUGGACCGCAGACCGACAAGGUCGCCGAGGAUGCUGUUCGCCUCAUCACGUCGAUGCGCAGGGACUGGAUCAUCAUGGGUCGCCGACCGUCAGGUAUCUGCGGUGCCUGCCUCUUGAUGGCCGCGCGCAUGAACAACUUCCGCCGCACCAUGCGCGAGGUCGUCUACAUUGUCAAGGUUACGAGCCACACGAUUCAGGAGCGCAUGAAGGAGUUCAACGAGACGGCGGCCAGUCAACUGACUAUUGACGACUUUCUCACCAAGGACUGGGAGAGCGCGGGACCCCCUUCGCACGACCCGCCUUCCUUCUACCGGCACUCGGAAGAGUACAAGAAGAAAAUUGAGGAGAAGCGACGCAAGCGCAAGCGCACCACCGGCGACGACGGUUCAUACCGCGACGGCAGCGUACUCGAAUCUCCAGCACCACCGCCGAUCCGAACGGGGCCCGACCUGUCAUCGGUGCCGUGCCCGAGCGCCUCCUACCUCCGCGACAAGGACGGCUAUCUCAUCCCGCCCGUACCGCCGCCCGAGCCGACGUCGGCUGAAGACAGGGUCCUCAACGGGCAGCUCGACGGCGAGGACGAGAGCAACUUCCCGGCACUCGUGGAUGCCUUCGGCGACGACAAGAGCAAGGCUCGCGGUGUUGCCGCAAACGCCAAAGGCCGGCCGCCCAAACACCCGCUGCCGAUCAACGAGGAGUGGGUGGACGACGAGGAGAAUAUGGAGGAGCAAAUCUCGGAAAUCAUGAACGACCCCGAGACGAUGCAGCACGCCGCAGCCUACGCCAGCGCCGAGCAGCGCGCACGUCUCCACGCCGACUGGGCGCUGCAGUACGAGCCCAGCAAGGCCGUCUCAAUGGCGCCCGAGGUCCUCGAGGACGAGUUUGCCGACGACGUCGAGGUCAUGAACGCGCUGCUGUCGCCCGAGGAGGUCAAGCUCAAGGAGAUAGUGUGGGUCAACGAGAACCAGGACUGGCUGCGCAAGAACCAGCAGCGCGAGUUUGACAGGAAGCUCGAGGCCGGCAAGCCCAAGCGGCCCCGCAAGCGCAACAAGCCGCGUCUCGGCGAGGCCCAGACGUCGCCCGCCAGCACCCCGAUCGAGGCUGCCCAGAACGUCAUGAAGCACCACGGCAUGUCGAAGCGUCUCAAUUACGAUGCCAUUUCUAGUCUCCUCAACAGCGGGCCAGGCGGCGGGCCCGGCACGGCCACGGGCACGGCCAGCGGGCAAACGAGCCAGGCCAACAGCGUGCUUGGUGAUGCGUUCCGCGACCGGGAGAUCGAGCCAGAGGAGGAGGAGGAGGACGACGACGACGAGGAGGCUGUCGGCGAGGGUGAAGGAGGUGGCGAGGGGGAAGAGUACGGCGAGGAAUACGACGAGGACUACAACGAGUACGAGGAGAACUACGACGACGAAUACGACCAGCCGGAGGAUGACGAGUAA